Molecule: messenger RNA, 447 nt
Organism: Laccaria bicolor S238N-H82
Lineage: Eukaryota; Fungi; Basidiomycota; Agaricomycetes; Agaricales; Hydnangiaceae
Exons: 4
Coding region: 1-447 (148 amino acids)
Source: RefSeq, a predicted model, not a curated record
AUGUGCCGCUGGCGCCAGUUUGUAUUUUUUGUGUCUUGCAUCCACCUGAUUCACUUAUUUUCGUUUCUCAGCGUUUGCAACCACUAUCUCCAAUGCGGACACAAAGAAACUCAACCAGAAGAGAUGGUUAGUUCGUCAUAUUGCAAGUUGACUUCCCAACGUCUCAUCUCUCGCAUAAAGGUCUUCUGCGACAGCGCCAACUGUAAAUUCAGUCCAAACCACCUGCCGACCUGCACCCCGCCAGAUUGUAUCAAAACAUGCUGGCAAUUUCGUCAGUUCCCGGAACAGUACAGGUCAACGACGCACGAUCCUGGUGCCGCUGAGAUCAAUUUGCUACCCUUGAAGUCAGAUUGGAGAUUAUCUACCAUACCGGAAGACCACGAGACAGAAGUAAACGACGCAAAGUCGCUAUUAAGGUGCCCAACGGAGGUUCCGGAUAAGACCUAA